AUGCCCCGGUGCGUUGAGUGCAACUUCAAUAUCGCACGCAUUGUCCACCCAGAGACGGAGGUGGUUGAGAAGUGUGCCGCGUGUGGCCGCUGCUGCGACAGGUACUACGAAUUCGCUUACGUUCAGAAGUGGAUUGAUAUUGUUAUUUUGGAAAGACGUGCCUGGAUCCAUGUCUUAUUCAACCAGAAAGAACUCUUUUUACCACUGUUGCUAUCGGCAUUACUCUCAUGCUUGAUGGAGGCCUAUGUGGUGCGAACAACAUCGGUUUACGACAAUUUGCGCAACAGCAAGUUCUACUUGCCGGCGCCCUUGGACAGUAAUUUAACCGCAACGGAAAGCCUUCAACUUGUGCGGAACCUGCGACAGGACGUGAUGCCGCUAAUGAUGUACUUGAGCACGUGGCCCACACUCUUUCUGUACGCUUGCGUGGAGUACUUCCUCUGCCUCAUCGUUGCCAUUUGGGUCGGUGUACGCUCGCAUGGUGGCGGGGGCUCUGGGGAGGACGAUGCGAUGGUCACGUGGGCGACAGCGGUGAGCCUUGCUUACACGGCGAAGCUGGGAUAUCUGGUCUUCCUGGUCUGGCGCAUUCCCAUCCCUUUAGCAGUUGUUGUAGACUUUGUCUUCCUCAUGUGGGCGAUACAGGGAUUUAGUGUUACGGCCAACCACUCCACUCGUUUCUUCCCAGUCGUCGCCGUGGCUUUGUGCGCCUUCACGCGGGUCCUCUUUCGUCACAUCACGGGAUGGAGCCCGCAACUCAUCUACUAA
This is a messenger RNA of Trypanosoma grayi, 765 nucleotides long. RefSeq names its product protein ARV1. Gene Ontology annotation, biological process: sphingolipid metabolic process; sterol metabolic process; intracellular sterol transport. Gene Ontology annotation, cellular component: Golgi apparatus; cortical endoplasmic reticulum. The record is from RefSeq and is a predicted model, not a curated record. The coding region runs from base 1 to 765 and encodes 254 amino acids. NCBI's taxonomy places the organism in Eukaryota, Euglenozoa, Kinetoplastea, Trypanosomatida, Trypanosomatidae. The transcript has a single exon.